This is a messenger RNA of Grammomys surdaster, 2166 nucleotides long. RefSeq names its product cellular repressor of E1A stimulated genes 1 (gene Creg1). The transcript has 4 exons. The record is from RefSeq and is a predicted model, not a curated record. Lineage: Eukaryota; Metazoa; Chordata; Mammalia; Rodentia; Muridae. The coding region runs from base 31 to 693 and encodes 220 amino acids.
UCGCAGGGCAGGGACUCCGCCGUCAGCGCCAUGGCUGCCAGUGCUUCUGCGCUUGCUCGCUCCCUGCUUGCUGCCCUUCUGGUGCCCGCGCUUGUGGCACUACUGGUGUCGCCGGCCUGGGGUCGCGGAGGCCGGGACCACGGGGACUGGGACGUGGACAGGCGACUGCCUCCGCUGCCACCCCGCGAGGACGCGCCGCGCAUGGCCCGCUUCGUGACUCACGUCUCCGACUGGGGCUCGCUGGCCACUAUCUCCACGAUAAAGGAGGUGCGGGGCAGGCCCUUCGCGGACAUCAUCUCAAUUAGUGACGGUCCUCCGGGAAAAGGCACAGGCGAGCCCUACAUGUACCUGAGUCCACUGCAGCAAGCAGUGAACGACUUGCAGGAAAAUCCAGAGGCUACACUGACUAUGUCUUUGGCACAGACUGUCUACUGUAGGAACCAAGGAUUUGAUCCUCAGAGUCCCCUGUGUGUGCAUAUAAUGAUGUCAGGAACUGUGACCAAGGUGAAUGAGACGGAAGAGGACUACGCAAGGAAUUCGCUAUUUGUUCGACACCCUGAGAUGAAACACUGGCCUUCCAGCCAUGAGUGGUUCUUUGCUAAAUUAAAAAUAAGCAAUAUCUGGGUCUUGGACUACUUUGGUGGACCUAAGGUAGUGACACCUGAAGACUAUUUUAACGUCACACUGCAGUGAAGCAGAAUGUGGUGAACUGAAUCACACCAGCAAAGUGUCUUCGAAGGCUCAUGCACACUUAAAAGGGCUUGACCCUGCCUGGGACUUCCCCAGGUUGUCAGCUCACUCUGCCGCCUCUUGUUUCGAUUUUGCUUGUGUUAACAGUGUUGUUCAUCAGAAGAUGUGGUUGCUGGAUUUAAAAAAAAAGUAUUUUGAAGCCAUUUUUAGAGAAAAAUGCCCUUCAUUUUAAUCAAGGAUGUUUUCUUUCAGCCAUUCCUGGUGGCUUUUCCUCAGUGGUGUCCACAGAAGGGCACCAUAGAUUAGAUUGCCCAUUGGCACUGAAGGUACAGAGGUACAGGCGCUUUAUUCCUGAUGGCCACUGUGCCUGAAGGGUGCUGUCCUCACACAGCUGCCUCAGGAGCCUGUGCAGAGGGGCCUAGAGUAGGGGACCCUGGGCAGAGCAUUGGUACCGGAUACAGAGUGUCCGAAUGAAUCCUUUAGUCAAGGACAGCAGUGACCACAGAUGGAACCUCCCACUCACGUCCACCUGUGUGGCUGAUCCAGCACAAGGCAAAACUCGGUCUUCUAUAAAACUCCAUAAAUGUCUUAUAUCCUAAAGUCAUAGUUACCCCGAACAAAGUAAGUCAAGAAGAUUUUCCUACAUCCAUUUUCCAUCUAAGUAGACUGUAGUCAUUCCUCACCCUUCAAAACACACACACACACACACACACACACACACACACGAGGAGCUGGGGGGUGCAGCUUUCUUGGUAGAGUGCUUGUCUAGCAUGAAUGAGACCUUAGAUCUCUUCCCCAGCAUUGAAACAAAAACCAACCAAAAAUAACAUUUUUAUUUUCAUGAAAAAGGAAUUGCAGGAAUUUUACAUAUGUUGGGUUCUUUUUUUUGUAAGACUUGACCCAGCACCAACCAUAAUCCAAGCCCUCCUCGGAGUUUCUGUAUCUCGAGGCUCCUGGUGCUGCAGCCUGAGUCCUCUGUGGGACCACGGUACCAUGGCAUAAAAACAAACAACAACAACAACAACAACAUGUUUCUGGCCUAGAGGGAUGGCUCAGCAUUCAAGAAGAUUGAAUGCUUUAACAGGGACCCAAGUUCAGUUCCUGUUGCUGGAGUCAGAUAGGCACAAUUACCUAUAACUCCAGCUCCAGGAAAUCAAAUACCUCUAGUCUGAGGUCACCUGUACUCAAGUGCACAUACUCACACACAGACACAUAAUUUAAAACAAUACAUCUUUCUUUUUUUCAGAAGAGGUACUACUUAGUUUUAUUACGUGUAUUCAUGCUCUUGGAAGAUCUAAGAUUCCUUUUAAUAGAGUGAGGGAUGAAGCCACUGACUUCUUAAACAUCAAAAGAGUUAAAUAUGAGCCAUCAUGUUGGAGAAAGAGAAACCCAGCAAAUGACUUCUCAGUAAAAACCCGCUAAACAGUAAGAAUCUUGUUUUUCAAAUCAAGAAUUAAAAGCAUCAUUCUAACAAGG